AUGGGCCAAGCCGAGGAAGCCCUCGGUACAGAUGUGAUCAAAUUCCCCAGAGGCUUUCUGAACCACGGUAUCUCCGGGCACGACCAAUCUGACAUUUUAUGGAAGUUGACAGGUAAUCUUGGUGGAGAGCAGUAUCGGGAUCUAGUUCGUGGCCCUUUGAAUGAAGCUUGCAUGUGUGCCGAGAGACAAGGAUACCACUACCCCAGCCCUCCAACAUCGGAAUGGACCAGAUCGAACCCUGUGGAGAAUAGCUUGCCACAGGCAGGUGUCGAGCUCAAUACCGCCUCCUUCCGCCUGGACGUUCCAGAUGGUUGGGAUGUUCCGAUGAGCGGAAUCGUCGGCAAUUUUACCAAAAGCACCCCAGGCGAAAACUACCGGCGCCAGCUGUCCGUCAACGUUAACAACCUCGGCCCCCAAACGGUCUUCCCUGUCUCCAAUGGUAUUCUUAAUCACGACGGAACUACGUAG
Penicillium cinerascens is the source of this 468-nucleotide messenger RNA. Its product is annotated as beta galactosidase jelly roll domain-containing protein. The record is from RefSeq and is a predicted model, not a curated record. The transcript has 2 exons. The coding region runs from base 1 to 468 and encodes 155 amino acids. NCBI's taxonomy places the organism in Eukaryota, Fungi, Ascomycota, Eurotiomycetes, Eurotiales, Aspergillaceae.